Molecule: messenger RNA, 1218 nt
Organism: Guillardia theta CCMP2712
Lineage: Eukaryota; Cryptophyceae; Pyrenomonadales; Geminigeraceae
Exons: 9
Coding region: 1-1182 (393 amino acids)
Biological process (GO): regulation of DNA-templated transcription
Molecular function (GO): histone acetyltransferase activity
Source: RefSeq, a predicted model, not a curated record
AUGCUUGACAAGCUGUACAACUGCACGUACCCAAAGCCUGACAUUUUAAGUGAUGAAACGCCUCACUACUGCUCGCAGAAUAAAGAUGGAACAUGGGAAUACUAUUUGCAUUACGAAGAUUAUGAUAGACGCCUUGAUGAAUGGGUUCCGUCCGAUCGCGUGGGAGAAGAAGUCGUGAAGCAACGAACGAACGAUGACCAUCGCUCAUCGCUGGAUUCUGUUCAGAAGAUGACCCGAACCCAGAAACGAAAAUUUGAUGAAAUCAAUACCACUCUACCUGGCGACGUUGACCCAACAACAGCAGCCCUGGAGCAUGAGCGAGAACAAGCAACGAAGGUCAAGAACAUUCAGGAGAUUGAAAUGGGAAUGUAUGAAAUGGAUACAUGGUAUUAUUCUCCAUACCCUGAGGAAUUCAGCAAAUGCUCAAAGCUAUACCUAUGCGAGUUUUGCCUCAAAUACUUUCGGAAAGCGAAGACACUCGAUAGGCAUAAAGCCAAGUGUGAGUGGCGACAUCCUCCAGGAGAUGAAAUUUACCGUGAUGGCAACAUCUCCAUGUUUGAAGUCGAUGGGAAGAAAGCAAAAAUUUAUUGUCAAAGUUUAUGUCUGUUAUCCAAACUUUUUCUCGAUCACAAAACUUUGUAUUACGACGUCGACCCUUUCUACUUUUACGUCAUGACUGAAGUGGACAGUCGCGGAUGUCAUGUGGUGGGUUACUUCUCCAAGGAGAAGGAGUCACCAGACGAUCACAACCUUGCUUGUAUCAUGGUCCUUCCUCCUCACCAGAGAAAACGGUAUGGACGAUUCCUCAUCUCCUUUUCCUAUGAACUCUCGAAGAGAGAGGGCAAGGUUGGCACCCCCGAACGCCCUCUCUCAGACUUGGGAUUGCUCAGCUACAGGAGUUACUGGAAAUCUGUGCUUUUGGACGUCUUGUCGAAACGGAGAGGAAAUCUCAGUGUGAAAGACAUUUCACAGAUGACUGCGUUUAAGCCAGAUGACAUCAUCACUACUCUUCAGAGCAUGGGGUUGAUCAAGUACUGGAAGGGGCAGCAUCUGAUAUCAGUAUCGCCGAAAGUGAUCGAAGAACAUCUCUCCAAGCAAGCCAAAGACCACUUGGCGUUCGAUGAAACUAAAUUGAACUGGAUUCCGCCACAGAAGGAAUCCUCCGCGAAGAAGACAAGAUAGUCUGCCAAGUGCUGUAGAAUACAAGCUUUCCAACUG